This is a messenger RNA of Lacerta agilis (Sand lizard), 2080 nucleotides long. RefSeq names its product arylacetamide deacetylase-like 4. NCBI's taxonomy places the organism in Eukaryota, Metazoa, Chordata, Lepidosauria, Squamata, Lacertidae. Bases 214 to 1452 code for a protein of 412 amino acids. Gene Ontology annotation, molecular function: carboxylic ester hydrolase activity. Gene Ontology annotation, cellular component: membrane. The record is from RefSeq and is a predicted model, not a curated record. The transcript has 4 exons.
AGCAGCAAUCCAUAAUCCAGGAUAGCCUGCAAUCUGAAGGGAUUACGAAAAUAUUUUCUCAGUUGAAAGCUAUGUGGGUUGGCUGAGGAUGUUCUUGCACAUGGAGAACACUAUUCUCAUACAAAAGCCGAUUGGCAUUGUCCCAGACAAAAUCCAUACAAAAGCAUCGGCUCAGGCGAAGUCCCUACCUCUACGCUUCUGAGUUUAAGGGAAAUGGCAUUUGGUGGAACUCUGUGGAUGCUGAUUUUAUAUAUAUUUUCAUUCAUUCAUUCCUUGCUGUUUGCAUGGGGAGUCUAUUAUCAUUUUAAAAGGACCCAUAUUCCUCCAGGAAUCAGCCAGGGCACAAAAUUACGAGUUUUCAGUUUUGCGAUGGAAUAUUCACUUGGACUGGGAGUGUUUCUGGAAAAACUGGGCAUUUGCCAUAGAUACGCCAUCUGGAGGGCUGCGUUCAAUGCCAUACUAACAAGGAAGGACUCAAAGUUGAUCAUAAAGGACCUGAUUUUUGAUGGGGUGCCUGUGAGGGUGUACUGGCCCAAGACAUCACCUGCUGGGAACAGUAGAGCAAUCAUAUAUCUUCAUGGAGGCGCUGGACUCACUGGAAGCAUCCGAGCCUCUGAAAAGAUCUGCCGUUUCAUGGUCAACCAAAGUGAUUCAGUGGUUGUGAGUGUCGGAUUUCGUUUAGCUCCUGAGCAUCCCUAUCCAGUCCCUGUACUGGACUGUUUAACUGCUGCAAUACACUUUCUGAAGAAUGCCAAGGAAUAUGGAGUGGACCCCAACUGCAUUGCCAUUGUUGGGGACAGUAGUGGAGGCACAUUUGCAACAGCUAUUUGUCAAGAACUGGUGACCAGAGAGGACCUCCCAAGAUUGCGAGCUCAGGUCCUGAUCUACCCAUUCCUACAAACAGGGGACUUUGAUUUGCCAUCCUAUCAGCAAAACCAAUCAGUUCCUCCCUUGUUCAGAAAACGGGCUCUCGAACUUGGUUUGAUACAUCUCACUGGAAAGCCAAUCAAUGUCGACCCACUUAUAAAAGGUGCCCAUGUCCCCCCUGAUUCGAGGGAGAAGUACCAAAAAUGGAUCAGUGCUGAUAACAUUCCAGAAGAAUUUAAGGCUAGGGGCUAUGUCCCUAAAGCUCCUGCCCCAUUUUCAAAAGAACUUUAUGAACAAGUUAAAAGAGCUGGUGAGACGAUGUUUGCCCCCCUUCUAGCAGAGGAUGACAUUAUCCGCCAGCUCCCUGAGACUUUUAUUCUAACCUGUGAAUAUGAUGUUCUCCGGGAUGAUGGGUUGUUGUACAAGAAGCGGUUAGAGGACAACGGUGUGCCAGUGACACAUCAUCAUCUUCCAGAUGCAUGCCAUGCAACAAUGAGCUUUUUUGAUUUAUGGCCACUUGAAUUUCCGAGCUCAAGGAAAUGUAUGCAGCUUGUGGUACAAUUCUUAAAAGGUUUAUAUAAAUGAAUGACCUUCUUUGUCCUCCAUUGGCAGCCUUCCCCUGUUGUGGGUGAACAUUCCCCCUUCCCUGUUGUCCCAAUCCUAAAGUAAGACGAGAAACUCAUAGCCACAAUUCUACCCAGUCUGAUUGAUUAAAAUCACCAUGACAUUUGUAAGUUCAUAAGCAAAUCGCUGCUGGAUCAGGCCAUUGGUCCACCUCAUCCAGCAUCCUUUUCUCAGAGUGACCAAGCAGAGGCCUCUUGCGAUGCCUGCAAGCAGUACUUGAGUGCAAGAAAUCUUUUGCAUUAUUCAGCAGCAUACAGCUUGCAAUAGUGGAGAAAGUGCAUAGCUAUAGCCUCCUCCAUGAAUUGGGCCUAAUCCUCUUAAAGCCAUCCUACUGGGUCACCAGGUUAGCUUAUUCCAUUAACUGUUGUUCCGUAAUAUUUGAAGAUAUUUAGCAAUAAGGAAGGCGCUCCUGUGAAUUAAGCUAAACUAAGCUAAACCCUUGGUGUGAUAUAAACACAUUUAAUUACACCAUUAGACAGGAUGAUAGCAAAACACUCAUUUCGUAACACUCAUUUCGCAUUUGUAAGAAAUCAAACUUUUAGUUUGGCAGGACACAAUGUCCAUAUAUGUUUUAAGCUCGUUGUUGAUU